AUGGAACUGUGGAAUACUAAUUUAAGCACAGCAGAGAGGAAUGUGACCUACAGUCCAAUCAUCCCAGGCGCUUGGGCUGCAGCAGGUUUGCACGAGGUCGAAGUGUACAGCACUACUUGGCGAAAGUUUGCAGCGGAGUUCAUAGGAACAUUCCUGUUGGUCCUCGUAGGCUGUGGCUCUACCACUGUAGCUUGGUCUGAAGGAUACAAGCCAACGACUGUUCAAAUUUCACUGGCCUUCGGGCUGAUUGUUGCAUGUGUUGUUCAGUGCCUGGGUCAUGUGAGCGGCGCGCACGUAAACCCAGCAGUAACGGUGGGCCUGUUGUCAGCCGGCCACGUUUUCCUCCUGAGGGCCGUGAUGUACAUAGCGGCCCAGUGUGCUGGCGCAAUCGCUGCUGCUGUUGUCCUCAAGAUGCAGUACACAGGUGCUAGCAUGAAUCCGGCUCGCUCACUUGGGCCUGCAAUCGUGACCGGUGUGUGGCACAAUCACUGGGUGUACUGGAUGGGACCACUCGCAGGAGGCAUUGCAGCUGGCGCCAUGUCCAGUUGUCUCUUCAGACCAAGCGUCCCUAAAGCACCAGUCAGACCAACUCGAGACUCUGAACACAGGCCCCUACUUUCAUAA
This is a messenger RNA of Schistocerca piceifrons (Central American locust), 624 nucleotides long. RefSeq names its product aquaporin-5-like. The coding region runs from base 1 to 624 and encodes 207 amino acids. The record is from RefSeq and is a predicted model, not a curated record. Gene Ontology annotation, biological process: transmembrane transport. NCBI's taxonomy places the organism in Eukaryota, Metazoa, Arthropoda, Insecta, Orthoptera, Acrididae. The transcript has 5 exons. Gene Ontology annotation, molecular function: water channel activity. Gene Ontology annotation, cellular component: plasma membrane.